GGCUAACCAAAGCUACAUCAAGUGACUGAUAGGCCUACUGUAUCCGAGUCUCUCAAAGACCUGAAACCGUUCUGCAAGACCUAGAAGUGAGAACGAAGAAAUCAGUUGCCUUACAUUAGCUCAUUAAAUUACAUUGGAGAUUGGAAGAAAAACGCAAUAUUUAACUGUACAGGGUACGCAACUAUGUUUGGCUCACCAGUUUAUAUGAAGCCAGAACCGUCUGCGAAGUCGAAGUCUAGUGUCUUGCAAACCAUUUACAAUGAUCCUUACAAGUGGUCACUUGUGAAAAGCGUCGUGAUGUUUGCUUCUGGAGUUUUCGGCUUUCUAAUCAUACAUGAAGCCAUGAAUGCCCCUGUGGAAGUGGUGUAAAUCUCGUUGUCAAUAAAAAUUUUAAAAAAAUUACUGUUUUCUUGAUCUUUUUUUAUUGGCACUUGUUUAAAAAUAAUUUAUUGGUAAACUUUAGGUUUGAUUUUCUUGAUGCAAUGAAAAGCAUUGACGCCAAAAUAGAUUUUGACAAUCCCUUCACUUGUGUUAAAGCUGCUCAAGAACGACUGGACCACUUGAGGGAUCGCCAGUUAAGUCGGCGUCGAAUACUUCUUCGUCAUUUACUCAGGGAUAGCUCGUUUUUAUCUAAAUUAGAUAACCGCAACCAUCGUAAUCUAACUCUGGAAACAGUACUUGGUCAUCGCAGGCCACUUCAUCUACAAUACGAUGAAAACGUCCACAAAAAACGGGCGAUUUUACCAGUCAUUUCUCGCCUCAAAAGUCCAGUACUUAGCCUUAAGCUACGUCGUGCGAUACAAUCUUUCCUACAAGAAUCCAGUACAACUAAUCAUGAUGAUAAUAAACAAAUUGUUCAACAGUGGGAUAAAUUUAGUCUUGAAGUUGUGGGCGAUAAACUCAGACAAACUUUGGCAUCAUGUUUAUCAAAAAACACAGACAAUGGUAAUCUGGGUGAUAAAGCAUCAAAUGAAGACAGUACUGUCAGUAAAACAGAAGAUCCUGGUGGUGAUUUAGUUAUCAGAACAUACAAUGGGUCAGCUGCCUUCCUUAAGGGAACUCAAAGUGCUAAUCCACAUAAUGACUAUUGUCAGCACUUUGUAGAUACUGGUGAACGUCCACAAAAUUUCAUACGUGAUACGGGUUUAAGGAAUAGAUUUGAAGAGUAUCCGAAAUUACGUGAAUUAAUUCGACUAAAAGACCAGUACAUUCAAUCAAAAGCUACACCACCUAUGUAUUUGUGUGCUGAUCUAAGAACAUUUGAUUUAAAUGAAUUAGAUUCAAAAUUUGAUGUUAUCCUAAUUGAACCUCCGUUGGAGGAAUAUCACCGAAUGAAUGGUGCUGUGUUUGAUCAGUACUGGAGCUGGGAUGAAAUUGAACGUUUGGAAAUUGAACAGAUUGCUGCUCCACGUGCAUUUGUUUGGAUCUGGUGUGGGUCUGGUGAAGGCUUAGAUGCUGCUCGUAAGUGUUUACGUAAAUGGGGUUUUCGUCGUUGUGAAGAUAUUUGUUGGAUUAAAACAAAUAUAAAUAGUCCAGGUCAUGAAACUCUUGAACCGAAUGCUGUUUUUCAACGUACAAAAGAACAUUGUUUAAUGGGUAUUCAUGGAACUGUUCGACGAUCAACAGAUGGUGAUUUUAUUCAUGCUAAUAUCGAUAUUGAUUUGAUAAUUGAAGAAGCUCCAUCACAAGGUAGUUAUGCUGCUAAAGAUAAACCAACUGAAAUAUUUCAUAUUAUUGAACACUUUUGUCUUGGUCGAAGAAGAUUACAUUUAUUCGGUCGAGAUAGUACUUUAAGACCUGGAUGGGUGACGGUUGGUAAUGAAUUGUCUGCAUCAAAUUAUGAUCCACGUAUUUAUGCCAAUAAUUUUAAUAAAGAACCGAAUGGAUUAUUACUUGGAUCAACUGAAGAAAUUGAACGAUUACGUCCAAAAUCUCCUCCUUUACGUCAUCCUAAUCCGAAUACUGCUACUAGUAGUACUCCUGGUGCUAUUUGUCCAGUUACAGAUAUCACACCUACUCCUAUCUGUCCUAAUCCUGUUUUACCUGCUGGACAUGUUCCUCAUUCAGUAUCGCCUACAUGUUCACUUGGUAGUUCGAUUGUAUCAAAUAUUUCUUCUCUCUCUGGAAUUCCGGGUCAUUCCACACGAAGAUUUGGUCUUACCAAUACUAAUAUUAAACCACUCAAUUCUAUUGGUCCACUACCUAAUUCUUCUCUUCUGGGUUUACCAUCGACCUUGCAGAAUGCAUCCAAUCGAAAUGUUUCUAGUAUAAGGGUUAAUAUACGUCCACCUCUCAAUGCACUCUCGGUCUCUAAUUCUCCACGUAUAUUAACUGCGCUACAAGUAGCUGGGGCAGCUCAUUCAAGUGCUACUCAUCCUUCUAAUUCCCCAAUGUGGUCAACUCCAAAUAAUCUUGCCGUAGCAUUAGCAGCGGCAGCCGCAGCAUCUCAUAAUUUGCCUAUCACUCCAACGCUUAACUCUUCAAAUUCAAGAACACCUAUUUCUGAUUCACCUCUGAUUAAUGGACUUAUGAAUGCUGGUAAACUGAAUCCAGCUCUUUUUGCAAUGUUAAAUGCUUCAAAUUCAAUUGGUCCAUCUGGAUUAUCUCUAUUGAACAGUAUUUUUCGAAAUAAUGCUUCUGGGAAACAUCCUAACAAUUCAUGGCAUUAAAAACAUUUACUAAUUAUGUGUGUUCACUGUACUAUUAUGUGCAAUCUGUGAACUGUUUUACUUUUGUUCUAUAUCUUGGUUCAUAAGAGUUGAGUACAUUUAUUAGGGCUUUUUCUCUCCGAAAUUCCGUUUUUUCGCUUUUCAAUGUGUAAUUUUACCAAUCUUCUAGUAGUCAGGCAGAAUUAAUCUCAUUAGUCUGACUAAGAAAUAAUAUCAGUAAUACAGUAUGUAUAAUUGUAAAA
Heterobilharzia americana is the source of this 2911-nucleotide messenger RNA. The record is from the annotation of a GenBank genome assembly. Lineage: Eukaryota; Metazoa; Platyhelminthes; Trematoda; Strigeidida; Schistosomatidae.